AUGGCUUCUUACAACUUUAAAAAAAUUACAGUUGUACCGACGGCAUCGGACUUGAAAGACAUAGUGUUGUCGAAAACUCAGAGGAAAACUCCAACUGUUGUACAUCGACAUUUUGCAAUUGGGCGGAUUAGGUCGUUUUAUGCUCGGAAAAUAAAGUUUUUACAACAGACUCUUCAUGACAAACUGUCUCAAAUUAUUGAUGAGUUUCCAAAAAUGGAGGACAUACAUCCGUUUUACGCAGACCUUAUGAAUAUUUUAUAUGAUAAAGAUCACUACAAGAUUGCUUUAGGGCAAAUGAACAUGAUACGGCAUUUGAUUGAUGGCGUUGCGCGGGAAUAUGUAAGACUUAUGAAAUAUGGUGACUCUUUGUAUCGAUGUAAGAUGCUCAAGAGGGCUGCUCUAGGACGAAUGGUAAAACUUCUUAAACGGCAAAAAUCCAGUUUUGAAUAUCUUGAACAAGUCCGACAACAUUUGUCUCGUUUGCCAAGUAUAGAUCCUAACACAAGGACAUUAAUACUUUGCGGGUUUCCUAACGUGGGGAAGUCUUCGUUGAUGAAUAAACUCACUCGGGCAGACGUUGAAGUUCAACCGUAUGCCUUUACCACUAAGGCCUUAUAUGUUGGUCACUUAGAUUACAAGUAUCUUAGAUGGCAGGUAAUUGAUACCCCUGGUAUCCUUGAUUCUCCACUGGAGGAGAGAAACACUAUAGAAAUGCAAGCUGUAACAGCAUUGGCUCAUCUGCGAGCUGCAAUUCUUUUCAUUAUGGACAUUAGUGAAAUGUGUGAUCAUACUGUGGAAGAACAGAUUUCUUUAUUCCAAAAUAUAAAGCCUCUAUUUGCUAACAAACCAAUUCUAAUUGGCCUAAAUAAAACUGAUGUCUGUAAAAGGUCUGAACUAGCUGCUGAGAAAGCGGCUUUGAUUGCAAAGUUGGAAGAAGAGUCUCUCUCUGUCUUUGAAAUGAGUACCAUUACUCAGGAAGGGAUUAUGGAGUUCCGGAACAAGGCUUGUGAUGAGCUGCUCACUCAGAGGGUAGAAAGCAAAUUAUUGUCAAAGAAGCUCAGUGCAGAGAAUGCUGGCGUGCUGAAUAGGAUAUUUGUUGCUGUUCCUCAACCGCGCGACGAUAAGGUAAAUAUUAGUGUAGGGAUGAUUAGUGAUGGUUUGAUACGAGAAGACGCGGGUAUGCGUAGGUUGGAAAGAGAUAUUGAGUUGGAAAUGCAGGACGAAUACGUGCUUGACUUAAAAAAACACUAUUUGUUAAAAAAUGAGGACGAGAAGUAUGAUAUAGUGCCAGAAAUAUGGAAUGGUCAUAAUAUAGCAGAUUUUAUUAAUGCAAAUGUGAAGGAGAACUUGGCUGAACUGGAGGAGGAAGAGAAACAAAGAAUUGAAGCAGGGUAUUAUGAUGAGGACCUUGAUUCAGACGAUGAAGAAACACGGCAGUUACUUGAAGAUGCAAAACGGAUAUCGGAGAAAGAGGAAAUGAUUGUACGGAAACCUCGCUUAACCCGAUCGGUUGGUCGGAAACGUGAGCGGACCAUGGAACGAUUAGAAAAUGAACUUAGUGAGCUAGGUGUCAAUAUAGAGGCCAAGAGGAUGCGAAACUUAAUGAUAGAGCAGGAGAGGGUUCCAACGGUUAAGAAAAUCCGUGUGGGAAAAAGUGCAUCGCUGUCAGCGCCUGAAAUACCCAGUCGGGAUGUUCAAGGCAUACCAAACAUUAAGGUGUUACGUAAAGCUCAACGACCUGCCCAGAGACAAGCUAGAAAAGGAGAAAGUGAUAGAAGUAUUGUCAUCAAGAAACCCAAACACUUAUUUAGUGGUAAACGUGGUAUUGGCAAGACAGAUCGGCGUUAA
Molecule: messenger RNA, 1848 nt
Organism: Enterobius vermicularis (human pinworm)
Lineage: Eukaryota; Metazoa; Nematoda; Chromadorea; Rhabditida; Oxyuridae
Source: the annotation of a GenBank genome assembly